AUGAGGGUUCACUCUGUGCCAGCCCUUGCAGCUGUGCUUCUUCUUCUUCCAAGCUUUGCCGUUUCGGUCAUCGUCCAUUGGAAGGUGCAAGCUGCAGAUUGCGCACCGUUCGUCACUUCUUCUAGCAAGGAGGAUGCUGCGAAAAAGUUUGGCGACAAGUGCUACGCCAUAGCGGGUGCUUCCCAUUGGGCAGACAGCAGUGUCGAUGGGGAAGCCAAUGGACUUUGCACGUACGUCUAG
Ceraceosorus guamensis is the source of this 240-nucleotide messenger RNA. RefSeq lists its product as hypothetical. Lineage: Eukaryota; Fungi; Basidiomycota; Exobasidiomycetes; Ceraceosorales; Ceraceosoraceae. The transcript is spliced from 2 exons. The record is from RefSeq and is a predicted model, not a curated record. The coding region runs from base 1 to 240 and encodes 79 amino acids.